AUGUGUGAUGCAAGUGAUAUUGUUAUAGGGACAGUCCUAGGACAACAAAGAGAGAAGUUGCUACAUGUCAUUUACUAUGCUAGUCAUGUGUUGAACCCUGCACAAAUGAAUUAUGUAAUUACUGAGAAAGAGUUGUUGGUUGUGGUUUAUGCAUUUGACAAAUUCAAGCAAUACUUUUUAAGAUCGAAGGUUGUCAUUUAUACUGAUCAUGCCGCUUUGAAAUAUUUGUUUGCUAAACAAGACUCUAAGUUGAGGCUUCUCAGGUGGAUCUUACUCCUCCAAGAAUUUGAUGUAGAGAUUAGGGACAAAAGGAGGUUUUACUUGUGGGAUGACCUAUUCCUAUACAAGAGAGGAGUGGAUGAACUGGUCAGAAGAUGCGUUCCGGAGGAGGAACAAAGGGAUGUACUUAGAGCUUGUCAUGGCUCGGAUUAUGGAGGACACUUCAGUGGUGACAGAACAUCGGCUAAAGUCCUUCAGUCAGACUUCAUGGGAUCAUUUCCACCGUCAUUUGGGAAGAAUUACAUCUUCGUAGCAGUAGACUAUGUAUCAAAGUGGGUAGAAGCGGUGGCAUUGCCUACCAAUGAUUCUAAAGUGGUUGUGACCUUUCUGAAGAAUAAUAUCUUUUCGAGAUUUGGGGUGCCGAGAGCACUUAUCAACGAUGAAGGUACUCACUUUUUGAACAAACUGAUGGAGAAUCUGCUAAAGAAAUAUAAUGUUAAACACAAGAUCGCCACUCUGUAUCACCCUCAAAUGAGUGGCCAGGUCGAAGUGUCCAACGGGCAGAUAAAACAAAUACUAGAAAAGACUGUAUGCGCAUCAAGGAAAGAAUGGGGAGUAAAGUUAGAAGAUGCACUAUGGGCGUACAUAACGACAUUCAAAACGCCCAUAGGUAUGUCUCCAUAUCAGUUAAUUUAUGGUAAAGCUUUCCACUUGCCACUAGAGUUGGAGCACAAAGUGUUUUGGGCAUCCAAAUUCUUAAAUUAUGAUCUGGCCAAAACGGGUGAAUCCCAAAUCCUUCAGCUCCACGAGUUAGAGGAGUUUCGGAAUCAAGCAUAUGAGAAUGUCAAACUCCACAAGGAGAAGACAAAAAAAUGGCACGAUCAGAAGCUACAGAGAAAGGAGUUUGUCGAGGGACAAUUGGUGCUCUUGUUCAAAUCUAGAUUAAAGCUCUUUCUAGGAAAGUUGAAAUCCAGGUGGUCAGGUCCGUUUUUGGUUCACAUAGUGUUUCCCCAUGGAGAAAUAGAACUUAAAAAUCCAAGUAAUGAGGAUACAUUUAAGGUAAACGGACAAAGGUUGAAACACUACUACAAGGGGCAGGAAAGUGGUAUGAUUGAUAAUGUUCAUCUCCAAGGAUAA
Molecule: messenger RNA, 1356 nt
Organism: Lathyrus oleraceus (garden pea)
Lineage: Eukaryota; Viridiplantae; Streptophyta; Magnoliopsida; Fabales; Fabaceae
Exons: 3
Coding region: 1-1356 (451 amino acids)
Biological process (GO): DNA integration
Molecular function (GO): nucleic acid binding
Source: RefSeq, a predicted model, not a curated record